UCCAGGAGGAGCUUAGAGCUAUGACUAGACUGCCAAUGGACCCAGCACAAAAGUUUAACCCAACCUGGACCCCUGAGUCUUCUCAGAUGCCCACUGAAGAAAAUUCCUGGCUGGGCACAGGGGCCCACGCCUGUAAUCCCGGCAUUGAAAGAGAACUAACAGACCCUGGGCUUAAAGGAGUUAGGAAUGAAUCAAGAAAUGAGCCAUUCAAAUAUGGCUGCAGUUACUGCCUUUAUCAUAGACAGGAGCCUUCUGAGAGUGCUAGAAUGGAGAAUAUUAUGACACAGCCAAUUUAGCCAUAAGCUUCAGUCUUGCUUGUACUGUUCUUUCUU
Lemur catta (Ring-tailed lemur) is the source of this 332-nucleotide messenger RNA. RefSeq names its product developmental pluripotency associated 3 (gene DPPA3). The record is from RefSeq and is a predicted model, not a curated record. NCBI's taxonomy places the organism in Eukaryota, Metazoa, Chordata, Mammalia, Primates, Lemuridae. The coding region runs from base 21 to 296 and encodes 91 amino acids. Gene Ontology annotation, biological process: epigenetic programing of female pronucleus. Gene Ontology annotation, cellular component: nucleus. The transcript is spliced from 2 exons.